AUGGCUCCAACUGCAGAAGUGAUAAAACCUAAUUCCACCGACUUCGAUUUAGAAGAAGCGGUAGUAAGUAUUGCUCGCUUGAAUACAAAUAGCAAAAAACGUGAUUUCAGAUCUUCUUAUAAGGGUGGUUUUGCUGACUCAUGGGUUGAGAGGUUGCCUAGUACAACUCGAGAAAGGUUAGAGAAGGCCGGUGUUGACUUGUCAAGAGGAUAUCCAGAAAGACCCCCAACUGAAGAUAUUCCCAUCUUCCUUGACCAAGCAGAAGCCAUAAGAAGCACAGAAACACCUUACAUUGAACGAGGCAAGAAUGCUGAUCCUGAGAAAAAGGCAUUAUUUAGUGCCGCCAAGGAAGUUAGAAAUUUAACCAAGCAUAUUGGUACCGAGAUUAUCGGUUUACAAUUGAAGGAUUUAAAUGAUAAGCAGAAGGAUGAGUUGGCUUUGCUAAUCGCUGAAAGAGUAGUUGUAUUUUUCAGAGAUCAAGAUUUGUCCCCUCAAAAACAACUUGAAUUGGGAAGUUAUUGGGGGACAGUUGAAAAACAUGCUCAACAAGUUCAUGUUCCCGGACUUCAUGGAAUUACUGUUAUUUGGCAAGACUUAUUCAGAAGAAACGGUUUGGAUAUUAAUUUUAAGAAUGCCGUUGGACAAGGAACUAGUAUCUGGCACACAGAUCUUACUCAUGAAUUGCAACCACCAGGAAUCACUCAUUUGCAUAAUGAUGCAAUUCCUGAUGUAGGCGGUGACACUGUUUGGUCAUCUGGCUAUGCUGCUUAUGAUAAAUUGUCUCCAGCGUUUCAAGAAUUUUUAGAAGGUAAAACUGCUAUUUAUAUUUCUGCAAACAAAUACGUUGAUCGUGAAAAUCCGUUGAGAGGAAGUGCAAACAUUGAAAGAGAGCAUCCAAUUAUUAGAACUCACCCAGCAACUGGUUGGAAAUCUUUAUUUGUAAACCGCUCUAUGACAAGAAGAAUUGUUGGUUUGGAGCCUGAAGAAAGCAAGGUUAUCUUAGAAUACUUGUUUGAAGUUUUCGAAAAGAAUUUAGAUAUUCAGGUUAGAUUCAAUUGGAAACCAACAAAAGAAGGUUUAGGUACUUCCGCCUUGUGGGACAAUAGAGUCUCCCAACACUUCGCAGUCUGGGAUCACGAAGGAAAAGAAGAAAGACAUGGAACAAGAGUUUCAUCCUUAGCAGAGGUUCCAUAUUUUGAUCCUGAAUCGAAAUCGCAGAGAGAGGCUUUAGGAUUAAAUUGA
This is a messenger RNA of Debaryomyces fabryi, 1242 nucleotides long. Its product is annotated as TauD/TfdA dioxygenase family protein. Bases 1 to 1242 code for a protein of 413 amino acids. Gene Ontology annotation, molecular function: 2-oxoglutarate-dependent dioxygenase activity. The record is from RefSeq and is a predicted model, not a curated record. Gene Ontology annotation, cellular component: cytoplasm. NCBI's taxonomy places the organism in Eukaryota, Fungi, Ascomycota, Pichiomycetes, Serinales, Debaryomycetaceae. The transcript has a single exon.